Molecule: messenger RNA, 2113 nt
Organism: Fusarium odoratissimum NRRL 54006
Lineage: Eukaryota; Fungi; Ascomycota; Sordariomycetes; Hypocreales; Nectriaceae
Exons: 3
Coding region: 480-1502 (340 amino acids)
Biological process (GO): regulation of DNA-templated transcription
Molecular function (GO): DNA-binding transcription factor activity, RNA polymerase II-specific; zinc ion binding
Source: RefSeq, a predicted model, not a curated record
AUCAUCUAACUCGUCUCGGUUAACCAUGCGAACCUCGCUCCGAAGAUCUUGUAAUGCCUGCGCGAAGGCGAAACACAGUUGCGAUCUCGGAACUCCCAAAUGUUCACGAUGCCUCAAGAGAAAAGUCACGUGUAUUUACGCAAAUGUGCCUUUGUCUUCAUCAUCGACAACAUCAUCGUCAACACCGGAACAGCCGGCUCGGAGCAGGUCGAUAGAGAAGUCUGAGGUGAAGACGUAUUCGUUGAAGAGCCGAGACUUAGAUUCAGCCUCUCAAGACUCAAUGGAGCUAUUUGCACCGGCUGGCAAUUCCUUCGAUCCGUUUGACUCAUAUCCAGCGACCAGACUUCCCAGAGUUCACGUUCAACGAUUGAUACAGCACUGUAAAGCAUUGUCUACCAAGUUUCAAGAUGGUCUAAUAUCUGACUCAAGGACUAGUUCUCUCAAAUAUCUCUUUUCAAUAUUACCCUUUGGAUCUCAACAUGUCCUCAAAUCCAUUCAUCGUCUCUUGGUGGCCAUUGGCUCUUGCAGAUCCAGCAUUAUUCCAUGUUUCUAUACAGACGGCGUCAUUAGAUGAAGAGAGGCGUGCCCAGAAGGGCUUCCCUAUAUCAGAACUUCUCAUGGUAGAUUCUGUAUCUCUAAUACGGAAGAAGAUAGGGAGUUCGUUGCUGGCGAUUCAAGAUGAGACAUUGAACUCUGUUGUCACCUUGGCUGCCAUUGAACAUGGAAAGGGGAAUAUUGAAGCCAGUAGAGCGCAUAUAGACGGGGCUAAACGUAUUGUUGGGAUCCGAGGUGGACUUGAUCAAGUGAAACAAGUAAGCCCAUUGACCGCGAGGAUGAUUGCUUGGGUAUCGUUGCUCGUCACAGGCUCUCCUCAAUAUGCAAUACAGGACGACCUCGGAAUUGGAGAUGGAGUUGGUCCAACACUGCAAUGGCUUCUCGCAUCAUCCUUCCUUGAAAUACAAGACCCUGUUGUUGACACUCUCCAUCUCGAUCGCGACAUAGCAGAUAUCUUGACUCGACUGCGCGGCAUAUUUCACCAACCGAACGCUUUGAGUUUAUUGGGCACCGAACUUCACGAUCUUACAUGUUUCGUGGUUCAUAAGCUCCUGCUCAUCCCGCCACUCACGGACUCGCCCCAGUCGGAGUGUCUACGAUGCGCCAUGACACUUUACAUGCUUAUCAUACACGGCACAACUUAUUACACGCAUACAGAGUUGGCCAACAGUAUUAUUCAGCGCCUCAAGAGCCAGCUCCAACCUUUAGCAGGUAAAACGGGCAACGUCUUCUUCGGUUCCUUGCAGAUCUGGGUCCUUUCAGUCACAAUUGUCUCGGCUACGGACCCAACAGAUAUUCAAUGGCUGAUAUACGCAGCCAAGAUUGCGGCAAAUGCUAUGGGUCUGCAAUCUUGGGAUGAUGUUGUUGUCCAUUUACAGAAUAUUCUGUGGCUACAGACGGAGCGAGCAGAUGUAUUCCGACAGCAGUGGGAAGCAAUUCUGACAUGAGCACGCAUAAAUAUCAAUUGAAAUAAUUACCACAAAAUUCACAAUCUUGAAAACGAACUCAGAGACACUCUCGAAAAACGUACGACACGUUGAUUCGCGAAUUGGCUGUUGCGGCGCUGCAAUUGCGUAUUCGGUUUCACAAUUUUCGAUCGGAGACUAGUCCUAAAAGAUACUAGUCUCCGCGACGUCAAGUGAUGCUGCAGAGGUAAUAAGGAAGCGAGGCAUCAGGCUAUAACCGGGACCAACGACACCGAACAGAUUUAACAGCAAUGACAUUGGAAUAGAAUAUACCGCUAAAAUUCAAGAUGAAAUUUGAUGGUCUAUUACUGGAAUUGGAGAUCGCUCGGCGGAGGGAGAUGCAACUCAACAUCUGGCAGAACGGGUCAUCCUAUGCAUGGCGUGAUACCAAUUCUGGGGAACUGGAUUACGACACAUUGAGGACUGAGACAGAUUUGAUGUGAUAUGGAUACACAGGUCACCUUCUCCACCUUUCAGAUCGGAGUCUAGUACAUAUGCAGUAAUCUCGAAUCUGGCAAUAUCAGCCCAUCGCAUUUCGAUGACCAUACUGGGAGGCGUAUCAAGUCAAAUUUGCCAAAUCCUUUGUAUUGGAG